Messenger RNA from Lactuca virosa, 1247 nucleotides. The record is from the annotation of a GenBank genome assembly. NCBI's taxonomy places the organism in Eukaryota, Viridiplantae, Streptophyta, Magnoliopsida, Asterales, Asteraceae.
ACAUAGUCAAAACCUUCCGCCAUGGACGACAUCUCCGUACAGAAGAUUCAAAUCUCCGGCACAACCCUUGCUUCCUUGAUCCAGCGUGUUUCCUCCUCCGUCGGCGAUGUCGAUGGUCUACUCUUCGGCCGUGUAACUCACAUAACCCCUUUAACUCUCUCCGACGAUUCUUCCGCUUCCGCCACUGCCACCACCUCCGAUCAAUCAACUCUCAUCGCCACCGUCACCUCAUUCUACUCCUUCACCUCUACAUCCACAUUCUACUCCUCAUCCGGCUACCUCGACACACCAACGCUCAACAACCUUCUCUCCACUUCCUCAUCCUCCGACGAUCGCCUCAUCGGAUGGUUUUCUGGCCGCCGUAAAACUAACCUCCGGCCAUCCAUGAGAGAAAGCUCCGUCACCUCUGCUCUCGCAUCCAAUACCCAGUUCUCCUCCCAAGUCCAAAACUCCCCCAAAUCUCAUACUUUCCCCCCUUGCAUCUUCUUCCUCCUAACGACGCCGUUCCAUGACCAAUUAAUCCACACUCACGAAUACAAAGCUUUCCAGUUCCAAUCAUCAACCGAUUCCUUCGACCCCAAAACCCUAGACGUGGUGAAUUUGGGUCCAGCUUUCCGGGGUCAUUACAGUGAUUUCACACCCAAAUCCCCAUUUCCCGAUCUGCCAUUUGAGGUGAAGGGAUUAAAUUGCGAGUCUAUGGUUGAAGAUUUGGGUAAAAAGGAGAAUGAAAAGUUCGAAAAAUUAUGUGACCAAGGGUUGAAAAUCGAAAGAUUGAAAAAUCUAAUGGGUUUACAGGCAUCUAAUUAUACUGCUGAAUUGGAAGAGCUGUAUAAUUCAAUGCUUAAGAAGUUGAAUGGAUUAGCUAAGCUUGUUGAACAAUCGUCUGCUAGGGUUCUUGAACAGGAAAACCAUAAUAUGAAGUUGAGGUAUAAAGUUGCAGGAUUUGAAUGAUGCUUGAAGAUCAUCAUGUGUUGUUUUUGCUCCUUGAGGGUUAUGGGAAGUGAAGUUGAAACUUGAAACCAGAAGCUGGUUUUGUAAAAUUUUAGUUAUGAAGCAGCUGCUGUGGAUUUGGUUGCUUUGGGGAAAAAGAAAAACGUGGGAUUCAUGAUGUGUAUAAGUAAGUUAUUAUGGAUUGUAUUUAUUUAUAAACCACUAACAAGUUUUCUUUGUGAUUUGAAUUGAAUUUGAAUCUAUUCAAUGUCUCAAAAGAGUCGGAGAUUGGAUGUUAUUUUGUAUUUUUGGAGGGA